CAUCUCCUCUACCCUCUUAGACGCCUCCACUUCGCGGCUCCAGAUUUGGAAGUCAGACUUGCAACCUACAGGCGGACUCGCCUCCUUUCCUUUCCUCUUCCAAGAGACAUCCGACUCCCUGGGGCGCUCCUCAGCCCCCGGGGCCAGCGCUCGGCGAGCAUCGCUCCGUGAGGCCGCCGCGCGGUGCAGCGUUGAGCAUCCUCGCCGAGGUCUUUUUUGCUGUCUGUCCCUCUUCUGCCCUCUCCAUCACACCUGCUGCUCCUUUGGCCUCUCUUUCCCAGAACUGUCAAGCCCCCAAAGCUCGCCGGGCUCCUUUUUAGCAACCUCACUCUUCCCAGUCCCUGCACGAUCCCUAGCGCCUGGUGUACCUGCUGCCAUGAGCUCCCCCAUCAGCAAGAGCGGCUCCCUUGCAGCUUUACUACAGCAGCUGCGCAGCCUGGGGCAGCCCCCCAGACCCGUGACAUCUACGGCUUGCGUGCCCCGACGGUCGAAGGAGGUGCCUCUCUGCCCAAUGGAGCAACCCGGCGAGACGCAAGACGCGGCCGCCCUGCCGGGUCCCACCAGGUGGCCACUGCUGGGCAGCCUGCUGGAGAUUCUCUGGAAAGGGGGGCUCAAGAAACAGCACGAUACGCUGGCGGAGUACCACAGGAAGUAUGGCAAGAUUUUCCGCAUGAAGUUGGGUUCCUUCGACUCCGUGCACCUGGGCUCGCCGUGCCUGCUGGAAGCGCUCUACCGCACCGAGAGCGCGCACCCCCAGCGGCUGGAGAUCAAACCGUGGAAGGCCUAUCGCGACUAUCGCGAGGAGGGCUAUGGGCUGCUGAUCCUGGAAGGAGAAGACUGGCAGAGGGUCAGGAGUGCCUUUCAAAAGAAACUAAUGAAACCCAUGGAAGUUAUGAAGCUGGACAACAAAAUCAAUGAGGUCUUGGCUGAUUUUAUGAGUAGAAUAGAUGAGCUCUGUGACGAGAGAGGCUGCAUUGAAGACUUAUACAGCGAGCUGAACAAAUGGUCAUUCGAAAGCAUCUGCCUUGUGCUCUAUGAGAAGAGAUUUGGGCUCCUUCAGAAGGAUGCAGGGGAGGAAGCCUUGAACUUCAUCACGGCCAUCAAAACAAUGAUGAGCACGUUCGGGAAGAUGAUGGUCACCCCCGUCGAGCUGCACAAGAACCUCAACACCAAGGUCUGGCAGGCCCACACGCUGGCCUGGGACACCAUCUUCAAGUCAGUCAAAUCUUGUAUCGACCACCGGUUAGAGAAAUAUGCUGAGCAGCCCAGCGCGGAUUUUCUGUGUGAUAUUUAUCACCACAAUCAGCUUUCCAAGAAGGAAUUGUAUGCGUCUGUGACAGAACUCCAGCUGGCUGCGAUAGAAACGACAGCAAACAGCUUAAUGUGGAUCCUCUACAAUUUAUCCCGUAAUCCCCACGUGCAACAAAAGCUGCUGAAGGAAAUUCAGAGUGUACUGCCUGAGAAUCAGAUGCCGCGGGCGGAGGAUUUGAGGAAUAUGCCGUAUUUAAAAGCCUGUCUGAAAGAAUCCAUGAGGCUUACACCGAGCGUGCCAUUUACCACACGGACUCUUGACAAGGCCAUGGUUCUGGGGGAGUAUGCUUUACCCAAAGGAACCGUGUUGAUGCUAAACACGUAUGUGUUGGGAACCAAUGAAGAAAAUUUUGAAGAUUCAAGUCAGUUUAGGCCCGAACGAUGGCUUCAAGAGAAGAAAAAGAUCAACCCUUUUGCCCACCUUCCGUUUGGCGUUGGGAAGAGAAUGUGCAUUGGUCGCCGAUUAGCCGAGCUGCAGCUCCACUUGGCUCUGUGCUGGAUCAUCCGCAAAUAUGCCAUCGUAGCCACAGACAGCGAGCCUGUCGGAAUGCUUCACCUGGGCAUCCUGGUACCCAACCGGCAGCUCCCCAUCGCAUUCUGCCAGCGAUAGGAGGCCUCAGGCAUUUUAUUACCAAGACCAAGAGCGGCAGUUUUUACCCUCCUGCAAGAAUGAAGCUUUUGGCUUCUGCAUGACCAGAAAGCAAACAUCAAAAAUCAGGACCUGAAGCAACAUACACAGAACAUUUAGGUUUAUACCCUUCCUUCUGUACAAUUGUUCCGGAAGCUGUACUGUCCAUAGAGAUAAUGGCAUUCAUCAAGAUUGUAUCUGACUCAGGGAAAGCGGAUGGAGUGUUGGAAUACAAGGCGUUCUGCAAGAUCCACUGCUGGCUUACACGUAACUGACGUCAGCGCCAUCCUGACUUACGCAGAAUUGCCUGGUUGACCUUGGUGUCUUCCACGACAGAAUAGGGAGGUGAAAGUCACUAAAGGUUUCUGUCUCUGCCUUACCAGAGUCUCUGCUCGACUCUCCACUUCUUAAAAGUUUACAUUUCGCAAAGCAAGACCUACUCUAGCUAGAUGGUCCGGACUCGGGAUAAUAUUGGCAAUCCAUUUACUGUAACUCUUUAAUAUAAUAUUUGGGAAAUACUGCUUAGUAAUGUCAGCAAAACUAAAUGUUGGUUAAACUUAUCUGAUCCCGGGAGUUCCCGUCAUGGCACAGUGGUUAACGAAUCCGACUAGGAACCAUGAGGUUGCGGGUUCGAUCCCUGCCUUGCUCAGUGGGUUAAGGAUCUGGCGUUGCCGUGAGCUGUGGUGUAGGUCGCAGACGUGGCUUGGAUCCUGCAUUGCUGUGGCUGUGGUGUAGGCCAGCAGCUACAGCUCUGAUUGGACCCCUAGCCUUGGAACCUCCAUGUGCCAUGGGUGCGGCCCUAAAAAGACAAAAAACAAACAAACAAAAACUUAUCCGAUCCCUAUGAAACUAUGUUUUUUCCUAUUUUGAAAUGGAAACAUGAUUGGGAAAUUAGAGAAUGUGUUUAUUUCAGGAAGUAUUCUGAUGACGUCAAAACCUCCCAUCUGGAGUUCCUGUUGUGGCACAGGGGAAACCCAUCCUACUAGGAACCAUGAGGUUUCAAGUUCAAUCCCUGACUGCAUCAGUGGGUUAAGGAUCUGGGGUUGCUGUGACCUGUGGUGUAGGCCAGCAGCUGUAGCUCUGAUUCAACCCCUAGCCUGGGAACCUCCAUAUGCCUCGGGCACAGACCUAAAAAGCAAAAAAAAAAAAAAAAAAAAAAA
Sus scrofa (pig) is the source of this 3099-nucleotide messenger RNA. It is a transcript of the gene CYP24A1, whose product is annotated as cytochrome P450 family 24 subfamily A member 1. Gene Ontology annotation, molecular function: monooxygenase activity; iron ion binding; heme binding. NCBI's taxonomy places the organism in Eukaryota, Metazoa, Chordata, Mammalia, Artiodactyla, Suidae. Gene Ontology annotation, cellular component: mitochondrial inner membrane. The record is from RefSeq and is marked provisional. Gene Ontology annotation, biological process: cellular response to peptide hormone stimulus; cholesterol metabolic process; cortisol metabolic process.